AUGACUAUUGGAAAGAUCGUUUUCUACGACGACAGAAAGUUUCAGGGCUGUGACUGUGCAGAUCUGCACACAUAUUUUACCAAAUGUCAAUCCGUCAGGGUAGAGAAUGGGUUCUUCAUGGUGUACUAACAUCCACAUUUUAUGGGCAAGCAGCACUUCCUGCAAAGGGGCAACUACUCCGACUGUCAGCGCACGACUGGUUUCAGUAACUGUUUCAGAUCAUGCCGCAUGAUUCCCAUGUACAAUGGUGAUUACAGAAUGAGACUAUAUGAGGGGGCUGAUGAUGACUGCCCUAACAUCAUGGACCGCUUUCACACAUCUGACAUCCAGUCCUGUCACGUGAUGGAUGGCCAUUGGCCCCCUUACGAACAGCCCAACUACAGGGGCCAAAUGUACUACCUUGGACCAGGUGAAUACAAGAAGUACAGUGAAUGGGGUGGAACUUGCCCGAGAAUCGGAUCCCUCCGAAGAAUCACCAUUUAA
Molecule: messenger RNA, 483 nt
Organism: Triplophysa dalaica
Lineage: Eukaryota; Metazoa; Chordata; Actinopteri; Cypriniformes; Nemacheilidae
Gene: crygm6
Product: crystallin, gamma M6
Biological process (GO): lens development in camera-type eye; visual perception
Molecular function (GO): structural constituent of eye lens
Source: RefSeq, a predicted model, not a curated record